GCGACCCGAAGAAGCUCCUGUCGGCUGGCAGCGGCACCGAUUUCUAAAUAAGGCUCACCAAGAACUGCAGCAAGAUGGUAUCUGUGCUUCAAAAUGUCAAGGCAGCAAUGUCCUGGAGGAAACACCAGCUCCUAGCUGACUUUGAUGACAAUGACAGUCCUGUACCAAACAAAUUCAAGAGAAGGCCUUCUUUGAAUUCUCUCAAUACCAUGCGUAUGUCUCUAAGGAAUCGAGUGCCAUUAAAGCAAGUAGACCAGAAUUUUCAUAAGACUACAACUUGUGAAAAUCUGGAAGCAAAACAGAAUGGCCAAACUCUUCAGCGUAUCAAAAGAAAAGCAAAAAAUGCUUUUGGAACAGUAUCCCAGAAAAUACAGAAGUCUUGCCAAAACCAAGUACAUUUGAUAGUGACACUUCCAGCUGAAUCAAUCAGCCCAAGUUGUGCAACCAGUUCUACCAAGAAAAGCAGCACUACACCUCAAACUCCUUGCCUUAAGAGUGUUACUCCAGCAACCAGUUAUAAAGGCACCCCAACAUCCAGCAAAAGAGCCUUGCUUGGCCCAACAAGGGUGUUGCAACAUAGAGAAUGGAGGGGUUUCUCAUCCUGCCUUCAUAAAGAUCCUGUCCCUCUUCGGAGAUCAAGAAGAGCAUCAGCAAUGAAGAGCUCUUAUUCAUCCCCUGCUCCUGCUAACAGAAAGAUAGAGUUUGAUUCUGAGUUGGAGCUGUUCUCCUCAGGGAUUUUCCUAGAAGCAUUUGAUGAAGCCAUUGUGCAAGAAGACAGGCAACACGCAGUAUCAAACUACUAUCUCAUGGCACAAAACUUACAGUCUGCGCGUCGAUCUCAAAAACUUUCUCGAAUUAUCAGAAGGCAAGCAAAGCAACUUCAUCAAGCACUUGGUACCUAGGCAGAGAUAGUUGUAACUGUUGUUAGUUUAUGAGCAUAUAUAAAGGGGAGCUCUGUGUAGCACCUGAGAGUGCACUCUAUACAUAAUAUAUAUAUAAUUAUGUGUAUGUAUAUAUGCCAUUACAUUUUAUAAUCUUGACAGAGUAGCUCAGGACUUUCCUUCCCUUGCCUUCUCUUAACAAGAGAAUCAAAAUUGCACUACAGUGCAUAAUCUCCCACUGAGAUAAGAGACCACCUUGAAUGACUUUUGUGAGGCAGUAAGUACUUUGAAACCUAUGUUGAACUGAUAAGUAGGAAUGGCCAGAGCAAGGGCCACAAAUAUAUGAAGGGCGGUCAUAGGUCAUAGUAGUAUUUAGACUAGUAUCCAGCUGACAUGAGUUUUAGUAUGAGUAUUUUGAAAGCCUAUCAAUUUUUUUUUCUCUGUAUACAAAGCAGAAGUUUAGCAUCAUGGUUAACUGGAAGUUAAUGAAACGGUAGUGGUUUGUUUGAAUUCUGACCAAAACUGCUAUUCCAAGACAAGUUGCUCACACCUCAAGAGCUGUCAUGUUAGGACUCAAAUUUAUGGCCUUAAAGACUGUAAUUAGAUUAGCCUAACUAAUGCUGUCUUAAGUAGUGGGGUUCCAAACAAAUCAGAACAACUUUGUCAUUUCUUGCUGCUGCUUUAAACAGCAUCUUGGCAGUCAAGGUAAGCCUCGCUUUUGUAGCAGAACAUGUAUUAUACACAGAAAUAGUUUACAACAAUUAAUUUAACC
Molecule: messenger RNA, 1653 nt
Organism: Calypte anna (Anna's hummingbird)
Lineage: Eukaryota; Metazoa; Chordata; Aves; Apodiformes; Trochilidae
Gene: PIMREG
Product: PICALM interacting mitotic regulator
Source: RefSeq, a predicted model, not a curated record